Molecule: messenger RNA, 4185 nt
Organism: Symbiodinium sp. CCMP2456
Lineage: Eukaryota; Dinophyceae; Suessiales; Symbiodiniaceae
Source: the annotation of a GenBank genome assembly
AUGGAGGCUUUUGCAGAGGCAGGUACGGCAGGUACGGCAUGUGAGAGCAUCAGACCAGGCUCUUCGACCGAAGUCGGAACCGAGGGCGAUGAUUCCUUUGGAGGUAAGAGAAAGCUUCCUCCUGUGUCCUUGCCUGCGCGUCGGCAGCAGGCGGUUGACCGUGUGUCCGAUGGCGUGGCGAUGGCUUUAGGCAACAGGCUCCAAACCUUGGAGGAGCAGGUGGCAGAGGUGGCUGCGCUGGCCCCCCUGCUUGCAGGGCUCCGACCCCUGCCGACGUUGGACAUGAAGGAGCUGCAAUUGCCUGGACACAAAGUGGGGCUGCAAGAGUGUGUGGCUUGCUUUUGGGCACAGGACAGCAGUGGGAGCAUGAUCUUCCCCGGUUCGGGCUCAGGCAGCGUCGGGGCUUCUUGGACCAGGGCAGCUCCGGCCUUCACUGGAUGUUACCUCAGCCAUCUCGAAAGCAGCUUUGGCCCAAGUCCGAGCUUUGACCCCGUAGGGAGCGGAACCGGCGGAAUGGAUCCAGGCAAAGGUGGCGUGGAGACUCCAAGCUCCGUCCCUGACAGGCUACGUGAAGCCGAUCUCUUUUGGUGGCCCCUGUCUCCGUCUGCCGCGACCUCCAGUACAGCCGUCGGAUCCACGGACGAGGAUGUUGUGGAUCAAGCUGACCUCGAAGCCUCAAAGCCAGACAUCGCCGAGCCUGCACCAUCUGCACCCCCAGUGGCACCAGCAAGAGCUGCAGGGCAAAAGUGCAAGUCCAGCUGCCUCCCAGCCGGGGGCGUCACCCUCGCACGAGCGCGUGCCCUCUCGCAGAUGGCGAUGGAAGAUUUGUCGAAACCGGCAGAAUCCCGGGUAGAUGCCUCCUACGUCCAGAAGCUGCGCGAAGAAUGUCAGGCAGCAAAUAGUCGCAUUCAGGCGAAUGUCUCGUCGGUGGCAAAGAUCUCAGGGGCGUGCAAGGUGCUAGAGGCCCAGCAUGUUGACGUUGAAGAUGCGAAGAGUCGAGUCCGGCAUGCUCGAAACAUUCGCUCAGCAGACAUCUCCGUGUGCCGACGCCGGCAAGAGCUGCUCUCAGACCUUGAUUGGGUCGGAGCCGCGGGUUCCGCCGACAAGGAAGGCCAAGGCGCGACGAGUGCAAGGAGCUCAGAGACGCCGGCACCAGAGACUUCUCAGAAGAACUUGAUGGAGGCACUGGAGGUGGAGCAGGAGGCUCUGCUUCUCAUGCGCCGGGAGCUAGACAAGCAGGAGGAGGAUCUCAGCCAAGCCGCAGAGCAACUGCAGGAGCUCCUCGGUUGCCUGAAGAAGGAAAUGGCCCAGCGCCGUGCAGCGCUGAGGCAAGACUCCGCCGCAAAGCGGGGCUCCGGAGAUUCCACUUUUUCCUCUGGCUACAUGUCCGUCGGGGACAGCUGGAAGUUUUGGGCGAAGCGUGUGAAGGCUGCGCAGGUGGAUGCGCAGCAUCUGUGCAAGAAGGCUUCCUCAACCGUCCAGUACACUGACUUGGAGUGUGCCAAAGCGCAGCAGUCCACUCAGGACUGCCUGGCGCAGUGCAGUAGCGACCAACGCGAGCUGCGGAGAAGGUUUGACACGCAGUUGAAAGACGUGGAAUUUGCUAUGUCCUGUGCGGAAUGGACCCUCAACAAGCCGGAAAACAGGUCAAAGGCACGCAGUCAGACUGAGGCCACCCAAGUGCAGCGCUCCAACGUCCUGCUCCAUGAGCUCGCCACAACUCAGAAGAACUUGCGGUGCCUUUCUCGCCAGUGCAAGAGGGAUCUGCAGGUUCUCGAGGCCUGCCGUAAUGUGACAACGGCCAACGUCGCUGCAAGGCCUUCGUCGGCCCAAGGGACGCCCGGUGCAGGGGCAGGAACCUUCAAAAAUCUCAAGCGGAGCAGAAGUGCCGUGGAUACCAGGAAGUUCCGCAAGGACAGGUCAGAGUCGCCGGUUCCGCCAGGUGGCUUGUGGGAGGAAUUGCAACACCUCACGGUGGAGCAAAAGCAGAUGACCAAGGGUCUGCGCGAAUGUGAGUAUGGGGUCGACAGAUGUGCAGCAUGGGCUUCAGUGCUCUCUAACCUGGAGUAUCCGGCGAGAAUGUCGGGCAUCAAAGGUCCCCUGGUCACGAGGCGCAGCUUGUCGGCCCUGACUGAGGAUGACAGGCAAACCACUUCGAGGUUACGCAGAGUGAGCAAGGAGACGUCCGGCAAGGAGCCGUACCUGCGCCGCUGCUUCGUGGUGAACUUCCGACGGCUCAUGGAGUUGCAGAAGGUCUUUGCCAUCAUCCAUGAGCUUAUCAAAUCCACGGCUAUCGCGGCCUUGACUUUGGUUCUUGCUGGAAAUGUUUGGCAGCUCGGCUACUCUGUCCUCUUCGUGGCCAUCCUUUUCGUAAUGUAUGGUUUCCAUGCUGCUCACUACGACACUAUGGACAUCAGUGACUACCACCAUCUGGUGGACCUGCUCGAGGACGACCAUGGUGUUUGCGGUGGCAGGAGCAUCGACAAUCCCAACAGGCUACUGAAGGCCCUCACCCUCGCGCGAACAGGGCGACGCAGGAGGGCCGUGCUGAUCAUCUUGCUCUUUGGGCUGCUAUGUUCCGGAAUGUGGUCUAUGGUGGCCUAUGCAUGGACCAUGGAGCUUACCGAAGGGGUCUGGUCAAUCGGAGAUGAGUUCUAUGCCACAUUGCUCCUGGUUGGCACACUGAUGCUGCUCUUUCAUACGGUUUUUGAAUGGCUGUAUUGGCGAGAGACGCAGUGUGUCAUGCCCUGGUGGAACCGGCAGUUGAAGGAGCCGUGGGAUCCAGCUCGUCAUGGCAUUCCGCGCAGGUUCCGAUGGUUUGGACUGCCCAGCAUGUGGUUUACCUGUGGCAACGCAUAUUCCGACCUGUCCUUGUGGAUUCAGCACGCAAAGGGACAGUGGCGCGGCAAGAAGGUCAACAAAGUCUUCCCUGAGGAGAUGGCACUUUUUUCCUUGCAUGCGAGUGGUGCAUGCCAGCUUCGACGAACGCUGCAGCACGCGAAACUCUAUAGUGUACAGCGAUGCUCCUUCCUGACCCGUGAGGGGGAUGCAAACGCACUUCCCAAAGGCAGUGACCCGGAGGAGCUGCAAAUUAAUUUCGUCUUCUUCGACACGCAAAGCAAGGAGUACAUGCAGCCAGAGGAGGCAGGACAAUGGCCUGGCAGUCGCUUUGGGAGGUGCCCUUUACCGCCUCGGAGUGCAGCGGUCAGCAGCAUGCGAGAGGUAGUUGCUGGCACAGAGGAUGCGAAGCUUGGUCUUAUUCCCCAGUUUGCCGGAGGAGAGGUCCUGGUGAAGGAUGUGAGCAAGGGCGGGUGGGCCGAGACUGCGGGCAUCCGAGCUGGAGCAAGGCUCCUUCAACUCAAUGGGGUCGCCGUCCCUGGCAUGGCAGAUGCGGACUUCAAGGCAGCCCUGAAGCAGCGCCCGCUGCAGAUCCGCUACGAGCAAAAAGUGCUAGAGGUGGUUCUCGAGGAUCCGGCAGAGAAGUUAGGCUGCAGUUUUUCGGGGGCCCCUCCUGCCAAUGCGGUGGUGGCCAAAGUUUCACCGGGCUCAUUUGCAGAGAGGAGUUUGAUACAAGUUGGCUACGAGCUCGUGGCCGUGAACGGAGAUGCUUUGAAAGACUUGACCGAUGCCACGUUCAGGGACCGCCUGAAGGCGAGACCUGUCCGGCUCCGGUACCAAGUUCCUGAGGAUGCAGCCGCAGCGCAACAGGUCCAGGCGCAAGCAACUGCGGCCACCACCAUUCAGGCUCAUGCGCGGGACCACCAGGCGAGAAAGAGCACGGCGGCGAAGGCCGAAGCCGGGAAGUCCUUUUCUAGGUUCGAAAUCGUACUGGAGGACGCCGAGGUCAAGCUUGGACAGCCGCUGAGUCAAUUUCUCUGGCUCUGGAACGGGAUUUUGUUGGCCGUGGGCUUGCCCUGCAACUUGCAAGGUGGGGAAGGUAUCACCUGGAGCAACAUUCAGACCGGACAGCUCCUGGUGGCCUUAAAUGGCAUGCAGAUGAAAGAGCUCAAUACCGAGACUUUCAAGCAAGCUCUGAAAGCUCGGCCGGUCCGACUCAGCUUCGAGAUUCCCCUUGCGGAGGAGAAGGCCAAGGCCAUCGACAAAGUCGAGACGCAGGAGAGCGCAGCUACAGCCAUCCAAGCCCUGGCACGUGGUCAUGCGGCUCGAAAAGACACUGGACUGGAG